AUGAUUUUUCUUUUCCUUAUUCUAGGACUAUCUGAAAUUUCAGAUUCAAAGGUAAGCCAGAAAAACACUGAACAAGAUCAUGAGGUUAAAGAAAAUACAAAUAAAUCAUUAAAUUUAAAUAAUUCAACAAAAAAUCAAACUCCGUUAGAAACUAAACCAGAAGACAAAUUGAGUGCAGACCAAAAUACCAAGGAUAACAAAGAAAACGAUAAAUUACCAAGCAAAAAUGAAAAAACAACAGAUAAUAUAAAUAAUGACUCGGAGAAACAACCAGCAAAGCUCAAUGAAAACAAACGAGCGAAGGAACAAGAAAAAGAACUUGAUACUAAAAAAGAAAACACUGAAACAGAAAAGAAAUCUGUUUCUGAAAAUAAAGGUGCUGAAAGUAAGAAAUCAGAUAACACUAAUGAAAAAGAGAAAGAAAACACACACGAAAAAGAUUCCGAAACUCAAAACGAUGAAAAAUUAAAUAAAAAUGACGAUAAAAAGAAUGACGCAUUAAAUGAAGAUAAGAAAGAAGAGAAAUCAAAUACAGAUAAUAAAUCCGAUGCUACAACUAAAGAAGAAUCAUCAGAAAAGAAAGAUGAAAAAUCUGAUGAGAAAAAAGACGCAGAAAAGAUGAAGGAAGAACAAAAAGAUGAUAAAACUGACAAAGACGAAAAGAAAGGAGAAGAAAAGAAGAAUGAUGAAGAAAAUGAAAAGAAAUCUGAGGAAAAGUCCGAAAAAUCAAAGGAAGAAGACAAACCAGAGAAUGAUGAAACCAAGAAAGAAGAAAAACCAUUGAAAGAAGAAGAAAAAGAUAAAAAAUCUGAUGAAUUAAAAGAAGAAGACAAAGAGAAGAAGAAAGAAGAAGCUAGAGAUGAUAAAGAGAACAAAUCCGAUGAAAAACCAAAAGAAGAACCAAAGAAAGAAGAAAAUGAUUCAGAUGAUGAGAAAGAAGAAGACAAAGAUGCCAAGAAAGAACAUAAAGAUGAUAAGAAUGUCAAAGAAGACAAGAAGAAUGUAAAGAAGGAUGAAGAUCAAGAAGAAGAAAAUGAUGAUUACAAAGAAUCAGAAGAAGAGAAGGAAAAACGUCAGAAAGAAGCUUCUAAAAAUGAUAAACAUGACAAACCUCACAAGAAAGAACCUAAAAAGGAAGAGGACGAAGAAGAAGAAUCAGGUGACUACAAAUUAACUGACGCAGAAGAGAAAAAGCAUAAAGAAGAAGAUAAACAUCAUAAACAAGAGAAAAAUGAUAAGAAAGAAACCAAGAAAGAUGAAGAUGAACAAGAAGAAUCAGAUGAUUACAAAGAAAAGAAAGAAGAACAUAAGAAAGAUGAUCACAAUAAUAAAUCCGAGAAGAAAGAUAAGAAAGACAUAAAGAAAGAAGAAGAUGAUCAAGAAGAAUCAGAAGAUAACAAAGAAACAAAAGAUGAAGAGAACGAAAACAAGAAAGAACAUAAGCAAGAUGAAAAAUCCCAUAAAACAAACAAAGAAGGAAAAGAUCACAAAAAAGAUAAAGAAAUUUCAAAGAAAAAUGAUGAAGAACAAGAUGAUGAUGAUGAAGACAAAGUUCCAUUGGUCAAGAAAAACAACUUCAAACGAAAAGAUUCCAAGAAAGAUGACGAAGAUUCAGAAGAUGACGACGAUGACGAAGACGAAAAAGACAAAAAGAAGAAACAACAGCAUCCAAGAGAUCAACUUCCAACAGUCUACAAGAAGAUCACAGGUGGAAACACAGAAGAUGACGACGAUGAAGAAAAAAAGAGAAAAGAAAAAUUGAGUAAAAUAAGUAUCGAUGAUGAUGAAAGCGAAGAAGAUGCUGAAUACAGGAAUGUCAAUGCCAAUGAUAAAGAUUGGGUCUCAUUAAAGGACAGGAACAAGAAAUUACAAAAGAAAGGAACAAAAGAUGAUGAUAAUUAUGAAGACGAAGAUUGGGUCAAACUAAAGGAUAGAAAAACCAAAGAACAAAUGAGAAAGAAGAAGAAUAAAGAUGAUGAUGAAGAUGAAGAAGAUGAGGAUGAAGAAGAGGUAGAAGAAAAGAAGAAAAAUGAAGAGGAAAAGAAGAGAAAACAGAAGAAUAAAGAGGAAGAAGAUCGUAAAAAGAAACAAAAUGAAAAGAAAGAAGAAAAUUUGCAAGAAGAUGAUAAACUUAUCGAAGAAGAACCUCUUAAGAUGAAACCGAAGUUCCUUUCAUUCUUCAGUUUCACUGUUUACAUUAUUAUCUUCAUCGGCCUUGUUUCUGGAUCAAUGGCAAUCAUCUUCAUUCGCAGAAGACCAAAACCAGAUCCAGCUGCCGAUGAACCUUUACUCGUUACUGAUGAAUAUUAUUAA
Trichomonas vaginalis G3 is the source of this 2313-nucleotide messenger RNA. RefSeq names its product nuclear chaperone required for maturation and nuclear export of pre-60s ribosome subunits. Bases 1 to 2313 code for a protein of 770 amino acids. The transcript has a single exon. Lineage: Eukaryota; Parabasalia; Trichomonadida; Trichomonadidae. The record is from RefSeq and is a predicted model, not a curated record.